UUUCCUGUGACAUGUGAGGAGAUCUAGGAUCCAGUUCCCCACGUCCAUAUCAAAUCCAAGAUGUCGGGCUUCUUUCUCAACGAGGGCAAAAAAACUAGCACAAGAAAACGGCCACAGAAAGCUCAAAAGGAUACAAAGUUUAAAACCAAAAAAGCCAAGGAAACACCAGCAAAGAAAUACGACGAAGAACUCGACAGUGACUCUGAUAUUCACAGUGAUUAUGAGUCUGGCAAUGCUUCUGGGUCUGAAAGUGAUGUCAGUGAAACAGCUCAAGAAAAGAAGCUGAGAUUGACCAAGGAAUAUUUAGCACAACUAGAGGCAGAAGAAAAAAACAAACGAGAUUUGGAAGAGAUUGAUCAUGAUGCCAUUGCUCACAGACUUCAGCAAGAUGUGUUGGAACAGAGUGGUCGUGUGCAAAGAAAAAUAGCAGAUCAGCUUUCAUUGUCAUCAACACACACUAUACGCAUUCUUCGAGGCCAUCAACAGCCUGUGACGUGUCUCUGUGUAUCCCCAGAUGACAAGUUUGUAUUCACAGCAGCAAAGGAUUGCACAAUUAUUAAAUGGAAUGUUGACAGUGGAAAAAGAGAGUUCAGAAUAGCUGGUGGACCAAAGCUAGAGGCCGGUAGCAAAGGACACAAGGAACAGAUCUUAGCACUGGCUAUCACUACAGAUGGUAAAUAUUUGGCAAGUGGUGGUAAGGAUAAGCUAAUUCGCAUCUGGGACCCUGAUACCUCGAAGCACAUCCAUACAUUUAAAGGCCACAGAGACGUCAUAUCGGACCUGGCGUUUAGGAGAGGCUCUCAUCAGCUAUUCAGUGCAUCUCACGAUAAGACUGUCAAGAUAUGGAACUUGGAUGAAAUGGCAUAUGUAGAGACCCUGUUUGGGCACCAAGACGCUGUGACUGGAAUUGACAGCUUGUCAAGAGACAGAGCUGCUACGGCAGGUGGUCGGGACAGAACACUUCGAAUCUGGAAAGUGGUGGAGGAAUCCCAGUUGGUUUUCAAUGGUGCUGGGGGGUCAAUUGAUUGCAUAGAACUCAUCAAUGAAGACCAUUUUCUUUCUGGUUCAGAUGAUGGUUCUCUAACCAUGUGGAAUACUGCCAAAAAGAAACCACUCUGUACUGUUGAUAAUGCUGAUGGGAAACCCAGUGACUCCACUACACCUGAUGAGAGCUGGAUCACAGCACUUGCCGCCGUCAAGAGCACCGAUUUGGUUGCUUCAGCAGGUUCUUGUGACUCCUGUGUCAGGUUAUGGCAGUGUGGGCCUGGGUACCGUAGUAUCAAACCUCUGUUCAGCGUCCCUGUGGCUGGUUUUGUAAAUGCACUGUCCUUCUCUAGUGAUGGCUCAAUGUUGUUUGCGGGUGUUGGCCAGGAGCACCGCCUAGGUCGGUGGUGGAGGAUAAAAAAUGCCAAGAACUCACUGUGUAUCAUUCCACUUGAACGCAAACCCAAUGAAAAUGGCACCACAUGAUGCCCAGUGGUUAUUGUAUCUCUCUGGAAUUUAGAUCAAUAAAUAAAAUUACAUCAA
Molecule: messenger RNA, 1527 nt
Organism: Nematostella vectensis (starlet sea anemone)
Lineage: Eukaryota; Metazoa; Cnidaria; Anthozoa; Actiniaria; Edwardsiidae
Product: U3 small nucleolar RNA-interacting protein 2
Exons: 14
Coding region: 61-1470 (469 amino acids)
Cellular component (GO): small-subunit processome
Molecular function (GO): protein binding; snoRNA binding
Source: RefSeq, a predicted model, not a curated record